GACGGCAGCUCCGUUUUUACCUCUUUGCUUUCUUUAUUCCACCCUGCCUCCCCAUUUCUUUCUCUGUUUAAUACGCCUUAGCCUGCCCGUGUGCGUGUAUUUAUUUAUUUAUGCAUCCCGUUUGAAAGUGUUUAGUUUUUUUUUGUUUGUUUGUUUGUAAUUUUUAACAUUUUUUUAGUCGCUCCUCAAAUGAGAAGACGUAAAAGAUGGAGCUUCACAUUUUAGAGCACAGCUUGAAAGUGGCGAGUAUAGAGAAAGAGGGGAUCCAGAUUUGCACUCACGGAUUAAUAAAACUCGCCUUCUUGGCCUCCAAAACAAGAUGCAAGUUUUUCAGUUUGACGGAGACUCCGGAGGACUAUACCAUUAUCGUUGACGAGGAAGGCUUUAAAGAGCUGCCUCAGUCCGAGCACAUCAGUGUUGCCGAUGCCACAUGGUUGGCCCUGAACGUGGUGUCGGGUGGCGGCAACGCUUCCAGUUCGCAGCCCAUCGGAGUCACCAAAAUCGCUAAAUCAGUCAUCGCACCACUGGCCGACCACAACAUCUCUGUUUUCAUGCUGUCGACGUAUCAGACAGACUUCAUUCUGGUUCGAGAGCGAGACCUGCCCAUGGUCAUGCACACACUGUCUUCCGAAUUCACUUUGCUUCGGGUGGUCAAUGGAGAGACUGUUGCUGCUCACAAUCUGGGAGUCACCAAUGGCUUCGUAAAGCCAAAACUCGUGCCCCGUCCCAUCAUUCACCCCUUAUCUAGUCCCAGCAACAUGUUCUGUGUGACCAGUUUGGACCCAGACACACUGCCCUCUGUAGCCACCCUGCUCAUGGACGUCAUGUUUUACUCUGGAGGGCCAAAAGAGCCUGGAGCAUCCGGCGAAGACUCCAGCCACAUCCGCUUUUUCUCCUUCUCCCUGAUCGAGGGCUACAUCUCUCUGGUCAUGGAUGAACAGACAACUCAAAGGUUUCCAAACAAUGUCCUCUUCACCAGUGCUUCUGGGGAGCUUUGGAAAAUGGUUCGAAUCGGAGGACAGCCUUUAGGAUUUGAUGAGUGUGGCAUCGUGGCUCAAAUAUCAGAACCCCUGGCAACAGCUGACAUUCCAGCUUACUACAUUAGUACUUUCAAGUUUGACCACGCCCUGGUUCCCGAAGAAAACAUCCAAAGUGUGAUCGGCGCCCUGCGGACCGAGAGCACAGCGCAGUGAAGGAAGCUGGAGGAAACCGUGAAAACGACCAUUUUCAAAGUCAUUUCGUUCAAACGUUUAUCAUGUCCAAAAAGUGCCAAGAGCUCAUUAGCGGCCUGCUGUGGAUCAGCUCUGAGAGGAAGGAGGGAGGAGUGCGUUAGGGAUGCCUUUGUUACUCUGUCAUUUUGCUCAGCCCUGCCCCUCUCUCCUUCCUCGGCUGCCUGCUCUGGUAGUUUUUUUGCUUUAGUUUACCAAACUGAAUAUGUUUCUUUUCCUCUCUAAAGCUGCUUCUUCCCACUCCCUGACCCUCACAAGCACCAUACUGUAUUAGUUACAUAAUUCCUCUCAUGGAAGGAUGACGAAUGUACUCUCAAAAACGAAAGAAAUAUUAUAUAUAUUUAUCAAGCUCUCCAUUUUUUUUUUCUUUGGAUGUUUUUUCCACAGGUCAUUUUUCUCAGUGCCAACAUGUUUGAAUGCCUAAACCAAUGCCUUUUGUCAAAGUACUAUAAAUGUGUGCAAUUGAAGGAGGACACCAGUGAUGACCGGCUGGCUGAGUAAUACGGUAUGACUUUUUGUUUUUGUUUUUGCUUUUAAAAGCUGUUAAACUUGUUUAAUUACAGCAAAAGUUGUUAAAGUCCCUCAGACUUAGAAGGUAAAAUCAAAUGUUUGGUCUGGUGAAACAUGAAGUGAAUCCAAAAUGAUCAGUUAUAUACAUUUACACUGUGGGCAACCUGAUCGGAGGGUCAAUCAGAAUCAGCAGGUUAUUCACAGAGUUGUGGAACUCCAAAGAUUUAACUCGAAAUUUCCUCCUUUUUUUUUUUUUGGUCUUAACAGGCACUAUUUAUGUAGCAUUAUCUGACUUCACAUUUGGGAGCCGAGUUGACUAAUGGUCAAGAGGAAAUAAGUUAUAUUGACAUUUGAUCAUUAAAUUUGCUUUUAAAGUAAAUGAAACAUUAAGCUUGAAAUUGGAAAAUAUGUCUCAGUUCAAAGUUUAAAACUACAAAUUGAGUCUGUGCACUAAAUGGAUCGGCUUAAAAUUUGGCACAAACAUUGGUGGUUCCCAGAUGAUGUAUCCUUAAUAACUUUAGUGAUCCCCUGACUUUUCACCUAGUGUAAAAAUUUAAAUUGCUUCAAGUUGUAAACCGAAUUUUGCAAGACUUGGCCGUUUAGCAUGUUAGCAUAGCAACACUGCUAAACUUUAGCAUGUUAGCAUGUCACAGAACUUUUUCUUCCAAUCUGACAGUUUUGAGUCCUUCAAAAAUUAGUAAUAUAUCAAAAUAGAGACACGAGUGUGGGCUUGGUGCCUUUCUUUACAUGACACUGAUUAAUCUAAAGCUAUUGAGACAUUUUUAACUAAAAUCAACAUGUUGGUUAGAAAAAUAUGAGAACAAUUCUGUUUAAAAUGUAUUAUGCAGAUAAAUAUAUUGGUUCAUUUUUAUGUUGAAGAGUAUUUAUCAGGGUGAAGUUUUUAAAAAAUUGGACAUCAGCACUGUUCGAAUAAAUGAUGAAAAUGACCAAAAACUUGUAAAGAAAACGACUGUCACAAUUAUAUUAUAAUGUUAGUAUCAUGAAUUGCCAAUGAAACAUAAUAGAUACAAUAUGAAAUUAUGAAGAAAGGAUCCAUUUCUCCCUUCAAACCCAUAUGCCAAAUGUGAAAUUCCAAUAGGUUUACCAAUAGAUUGAUUGAUGAAAUAAUCUAUAGUUGCAGCUUCUACUUUACAGAUUGAUUUUCAUUUUUAGAUCCAACUCUCAGUGAGUCUGAAAAAGAAAAAUAUUAAAUUUGUGACUUUUUUAGCAGAGAUUUAAAAGAGAGGCUCAAUACCAUGUUUAUGUCUGUACGUUAAGCUGGAGGUGAUUAGCUUAGCUUAGUAUAAAGGACUGGAAAAAUGAGGAUCGCUAAUACGGUUCUGUCUGUUAUUCAACGCUGUCAAACAUAAGUUGCAUCUCGUUUGUUUGAUCUGAAAACAAACAAAACAAAAAACUUUUUUUUUUUUUAAAUUGGAGGGGGGGGUUUACUCAAAACAUUUCUUGAUUUUUGCAUCAUGAGCUCUUGGAAAGAUUUUUAAAAAAUACUUCCUGCACUACCUAAGAACAGUUGAGCCUUUUCCUUGUCUAAUGUGAAUAUUCACACAGUUUCUUCUGUUCACCUCUGACGACUCAACAGUCAUGUUGCUCACAGUGUGAAUCCACGGCGUCACCUGACGAUAAAUGCAAUGACUUAAAUGUUUGGAUCGACGGUAGUAAUAAAUUACUGAGCCACUUUGACAAUGUGCUACAAUAAUCACAGUGUGCUAAACAUAAGCUACGGUUCACGCAGGGGGAGGACGGUUUUCAUCCGAGCCCUGGUGUCCAUUUAGGUCCUGAAGCUGCCCCCCUCUCCUGCUCCAGUCUGCACUUUAAUGCAGGUUUCACCCCCACAGACCUGCUGUACUGAUGUGAAAACAGAGAGGGCUAUUUACUGUAGAAAGACCCUGUCCCGACUGAAACAUUUCUGUUGGUCUUAAGCAUUGGUGAUACUGUCUGUUUUUCCCUUUCUUUUUCACGCCACCUUGCACCUAACGUCAACCUCUCUUCUGAUCAGAUUUGAUUAAUAGAAAUCCUGACUUUAUCAGUGUUAAGACACGAGGAAGGUGACAUCUCUUUCCAUUUCAAAGAAAAACAUUAAAAGCUUUUGAUUUGGAGCUUCUUGUGUGUGUAUGUGUGCGUGUGCGUGUGUGUGUGUGUGUGUGUGUGUGUGUGUGUUGGGAAUAAGAAACAAGCUGUUUUUUUAAGCUUGCUGCGUGUUCAGUUUUCACCAAUGUGUCAUUUUUACUGUCUUUACUUACCAACGGGGAUUGUCUUCACACUGUUAUUUGCUCCCAAUGUGUACUUUAAUCAAUAAAGCGGUGACAUCUCUGCCCA
Messenger RNA from Stegastes partitus (bicolor damselfish), 4073 nucleotides. RefSeq names its product cytosolic arginine sensor for mTORC1 subunit 2 (gene castor2). Gene Ontology annotation, biological process: negative regulation of TORC1 signaling. The record is from RefSeq and is a predicted model, not a curated record. NCBI's taxonomy places the organism in Eukaryota, Metazoa, Chordata, Actinopteri, Pomacentridae. The transcript is spliced from 9 exons. Bases 207 to 1193 code for a protein of 328 amino acids.